AUGCAAUAAAGAGAGAAAGAAAUAGCUCUGGGCCUGGUGUCACACUUUCGGUGGUGAACGAGAUAGCAUGGGUGUCGGACAUCAACUAUCGGCGUCGUUAGUGAACUCGGUCAGAGUCACCGCCGUGGCCGAGCGGUUGGCUUCUCACAUUCUUCAUCCCGGCACCAAAUCUGGCAUCAUGGAGUUCUUUAAUCUCUGCGUCUCUCUUGCCAGGGGGAUUGAUUAUGCUGUUGCACACAAUGAAGUUCCUGUCAAAGCUCAAGAGUUACCUCAAUUGUUGAAACAGGUAUGCCAACAGAGGAGUACUCUCUUGCUGAAAGGUGCUAUUAUGGUGCUGAUGAUCUCAGUUAAGAAUGCUUGUAAGAUGGGAUGGUUUUCAGACAUGGAUAGUCAAGAGCUUCUUACCCUUGCUGAUGAGAUAGGGAGUGGCUUCUCAAGACAUGGAGAUAUUAAAGCAGGUCCAAGCAAUUUGGUUUCCACUAUCUCAACAAUUAUGACCAUGUUUUAUCCACAAAUGAAGAUGGGGCCGAUGCUUGCUUCUCUUGAAGUUAAGCCUGGAUAUGGGGCAUACAUGAUCGAUUUUGCUAUCUCAAAGAGGACAGUACAUUCUCCUUCCGAAAUACGGUUAUUUGUCGCACAAACGGAUAAUAUAGAGACUUCUGCUUGUAUCAUAAGUCCCCAAGAAGCAAACUUUCUUUUGAAUGGAAAGGGAGUUGAUAGAAGAACUAAUGUGUUGAUGGAUCCGGGGCCACAGUUGCCAACAAAUGUAACUGCAAUGCUUAAAUAUGGAACAAAUCUUCUUCAAGCAGUGGGUCAGUUCAAUGGUCACUAUAUUGUAGCUGUUGCUUUUAUGAGUAUGGAACCAUCACUUGAUACUUCCUCACUGCAAGAUUAUGUUCAGUCUGAUAUCGCUGUAAAAGAUUCAGACUCUGACGUAAUUGAGGGGCCAUCAAGAGUUUCACUUAAUUGUCCAAUAAGUUAUACACGUAUCAGAACACCUGUCAAAGGGAAAGCUUGUAAACAUCUUCAGACCAUCCUGGCGCUGUCCGCACUGCAAUCAGCAUGUUUGCUACACUAAUAUACGUGUUGAUCAAAAUAUGGUUCAGGUCCUGAGAGAAGUAGGAAAAAAUGUUGUUGAUGUAAUUAUCUCCUCAGAUGGAUCAUGGAAAGCUGACCUGGAAAGUGAUGACAACAUGAAUCAGGCACAUGAUAAGAUCCUCAGUGGUGAGAACGAAGGCUU
Molecule: messenger RNA, 1240 nt
Organism: Mangifera indica (mango)
Lineage: Eukaryota; Viridiplantae; Streptophyta; Magnoliopsida; Sapindales; Anacardiaceae
Product: E4 SUMO-protein ligase PIAL2-like
Exons: 15
Coding region: 68-1078 (336 amino acids)
Biological process (GO): protein sumoylation
Molecular function (GO): zinc ion binding; SUMO ligase activity
Source: RefSeq, a predicted model, not a curated record